This is a messenger RNA of Zootermopsis nevadensis, 1919 nucleotides long. Its product is annotated as N-acetylglucosamine-6-phosphate deacetylase. Gene Ontology annotation, biological process: N-acetylglucosamine catabolic process. Lineage: Eukaryota; Metazoa; Arthropoda; Insecta; Blattodea; Termopsidae. Gene Ontology annotation, molecular function: N-acetylglucosamine-6-phosphate deacetylase activity. The record is from RefSeq and is a predicted model, not a curated record.
CAGCCCUCAUAAUGUAAAAAUUGUUAACAUGAAGCACAUUCAGGCAAUGUGUUGUAAUCAUUUGGCUCGUCCUCAUUCUGGCUAGUGUGCUAUUUAAAACAUUUUUCAGUUUGUAGGUCAGUGAUAACUACAAUCUACAACACAUGAGAGGCCAACUAGCAAAUAUAUAAAUGUAGCUCUCGCUAUGGAACAAUCAGUUUAUAUUGCUGCUGAAUGUAAACUUGUCAUGAAAUCACGUAAGAAGCUCCUGCAAUUUCGAAAUUGUCACAUACUGCGUGACCAUGCAAUCAUUAGGGAAGAUUUUUGGGUGCGAGAUGGAAAAAUUGUGGACCCUGAGAAAAACGAGAAAAUUAAUGCAGAUGUACAAAUCGAUUGUAAAGGGGCUUUGAUAUCACCUGGUUUCCUAGAUUUACAAAUAAACGGUGGCUUUGGCAUUGACUUCUCGUACAACAAUGAUGAUGUUGAAGCAGGUAUACACAAAGUGGCAAAGGGACUUCUGGCACAUGGUGUCACAGCUUUCUGUCCAACGCUUGUCACAUCACCACCUUACGUGUACCUCAAGGUAUUGCCAUUGCUCAAGAAACGGCCUGGUGGACCGGAAGGUGCAGCCAUUCUUGGUGCUCAUUUGGAAGGACCAUUCAUCAAUGUGAACAAGAAAGGUGCCCAUCCUGCUCAGUACAUCCAAAAUAUGGAUAAAGGUUUGAAAUCUCUUCAAGAUGUUUAUGGAUCUAUGGAAAAUGUGAGAAUUAUAACCUUGGCACCUGAGUUGAAUAAUGCUGUGGAAGUAAUAGAAGAAUUAACACACAGAGGAAUUACUGUAUCUCUAGGACAUUCUAUGGCCAGUUUAAGUGAAAGUGAGACUGGAGUCAAACAUGGAGCCACAUUUGUAACACACUUAUUCAAUGCUAUGCCACCAUUUCAUCAUAGGGAUCCAGGCCUCGUAGGUCUGCUUGGAUCCGACAUCAAUCGGAGUGACAGACACAAGGUUUUUUAUGGUAUCAUUUCUGAUGGAAUCCACACUCAUCCAGCAGCACUGCGCAUAGCUCAUUGUACACACCCGAAUGGUUUAGUGCUGGUAACAGAUGCCAUCUCAGCACUUGGAUUGGAAGAAGGAACGCACCAGCUCGGGCAGUUUGCCAUUGAAGUGAAAGGUGGAUGUGCUGUGGUGGCGGGCACUAAGACUCUCUGUGGCAGCAUUGCAAACAUGAACCAGUGUAUCCAGUUUUUCAGGAACGCUACAUCGUGUUCCAUGGUGACUGCCCUAGAAGCUGCUACCCUUCAUCCUGCGCAAGCAAUUGGCAUUCAUGACAGAAAGGGAACUCUGAUAUUCGGAGCAGAUGCAGAUUUUGUCUUCUUGGGUGAAAACCUGAAGAGUGAACUGUUGCAUCUGUUCCACAAGAGAGAUGCGAAAGAGCGUGUAAAAUGCCAGGAGUGCGAAAUGGGGCUGUGUGUAGGUGUAUCGAAGUGUACCACAAAGAAUUCAAACUGUGAUGUAUUAGGGAGUGCUCGGAGGCUUCGACGCUACAAACCAUCUUCCAAGCAGUAUUAUCCACACGGUUUCAAGCAUCAAAUCAAUUUGCGUCAACAGGAUGACACAUUACAAAAACUGUACAAGGGCAGCACAAAACACAAAAUGAUCGAAAUGGCCACGUGUUAGAAUGCACAUAAUCGGUUAUGUUGUCCCAAAAGUUCACUUUAUGUAGCACAGGGUCUUUAAAUGUCCUAUGUGGCCAAAGUCUAGGCAACCUAUUCACUCGCCCUAUUACUGGUUUUAAAAUGAUAAGUCUCUAGCAGGACAUUCAACUAUGAACAAACAAAAAUACCACAUUCACAAUAAUCAGUACUUAGGAGUCUGACAAUGUUUCUGCUACUCACUAGGAAGCACAAUUAAAAAUAAAUGCAUUACACAUUCCAGCAAC